Messenger RNA from Nematolebias whitei (Rio pearlfish), 1211 nucleotides. It is a transcript of the gene gk5, whose product is annotated as glycerol kinase 5. The transcript has 11 exons. Gene Ontology annotation, cellular component: mitochondrion. Lineage: Eukaryota; Metazoa; Chordata; Actinopteri; Cyprinodontiformes; Rivulidae. Gene Ontology annotation, molecular function: glycerol kinase activity. The coding region runs from base 212 to 1147 and encodes 311 amino acids. The record is from RefSeq and is a predicted model, not a curated record. Gene Ontology annotation, biological process: glycerol-3-phosphate biosynthetic process; triglyceride metabolic process; glycerol metabolic process.
GCGCAUGCGCUUCCUGUGUUCUACGGAUGCCUAUAGAGCUAAAUCUUUUAGGUUGAACUGGAGCUGGAAUGAAACCAAAGUCCACGGGUUUAACACAACAGUUCACUUUUUAUCAAUUCACACCAUCCAUUCAUGCUGGAAGCAGCGUCUGAGCCGACCAUGGAGGACGGAGGACUUGUCUGAAGAAUAACAGGACAUUAGGCUGUUUACAAUGGGCAGCCGGAGGAACGGGUACAAUAAGGAAAGCUUUAUUCUGUCAGUGGACGUCGGUACCACGUCCAUAAGGUGUCAUGUUUACGACAAGGAGGCACAAAUCCGAGGAUCAUGCACCAGCAAGGUUGUCCCGUUGUAUCCAGAGGUGGGACAUGUGGAGAUGGACCCAGAUGCACUGUGGAAGGGUUUUACCUCUGUGGUCAAAGGAGCUGUGCAAGAUGCAGGAGUUCAGAUGGGCCAGAUAGAAGCUCUUGGCAUCUCAACUCAACGAGCAACCUUCACAACUUGGGACAGAAAAACUGGAGUUCCUUUUCACAACUUUAUCAGCUGGCAGGACCAAAGAGCUGCAGAGCUGGUAAAAUCCUGGAAUAGAUCCUGCACAAUGAAUAUAAUUCACAGCGUAAUGAAGGUUGUUUACUUCCUGACCCGGCAGAAACGGUCCCUCGCAGCAAGUCUCAUCGUCUUUUCCACUCAACAUGUCACUUUUCGCCUCGUGUGGGUUUUGGCACAUUACAAGCAGGUUCGUCAAGCAAUCGAUGAAGGCAACUGCUGCUUCGGAACAAUAGAUACUUGGCUCCUGUUCAAACUAACAAAAGGAUGUGUCCAUGCCACAGAUUACUCUAAUGCCAGUUCAACAGGGAUCUUUGACUCUUAUCAGAUGUGUUGGAGUGGAUUUCUCUCUGCUCUUGUGUCUCUACCUCUCUCAAUAUUCCCUAAAGUAGAAAACACAGGUUGUGUUCCUGCUGUUUGUACGGAUGGACGAGGUUUCUGGACAACUCGCGAAGAGCUCAAAAAGCUGCAGAGCAUAGACAAGGUGUUCCUGCCCAAAGGUACUGAGAAGGAGGGGGCCAUCAGCCCCGACCAGGAAUACAUCCCUGUCCUCCAGAGGUGGGAGAGAGCUCUGCGACGCUCCAUGAACUGGUACAAACCCUGAAGCCUGUCGUGUACAUACCGAGGUUCCUGAACAAAUGGAAGAGAGAAGUGAGAGCGCACACGUA